Molecule: messenger RNA, 2253 nt
Organism: Populus trichocarpa (black cottonwood)
Lineage: Eukaryota; Viridiplantae; Streptophyta; Magnoliopsida; Malpighiales; Salicaceae
Product: AT-hook motif nuclear-localized protein 15
Exons: 2
Coding region: 921-1931 (336 amino acids)
Cellular component (GO): nucleus
Molecular function (GO): DNA-binding transcription factor activity; minor groove of adenine-thymine-rich DNA binding
Source: RefSeq, a predicted model, not a curated record
CAUAAAAAGCUAUUGAGUGAGAAGCUUGAAACUUGCAGUUCACAAAACCAAAAAAAGAAAAAAUAACAGGGAGACAAGAAAAAACCAGGCUCUGCAAACCGCUAUAGGAUGUAGUGAUACGCACUACACGAAACCUUAUCGUACGCCUAUGUGCUUUUUAUCGUACGCCCACAUCACAGAGCUGGUAAAGCAGCAGGCAACUUCAACUACUAAAAUUUGGAGGACCCCCUGUAACAGAAGCUCUCUUGGCUCGCCCUACUAAGCUGACUCCCGUGUACUUUCAGCGUUGUAAAGUUGUUCUUUCCUUGACCAAACAACUUUGCACCUAUAUAGGAGCACUCACGUAUUCAUGUAAGAGGCUAGAUCUUAACGAGUUGCCGGGUUUAGAGAAGUGGGUUUUUGUUAUCUAUGUUGGUGGAUCUGGUUUUUUAUCAAUCUGGAGGCUAAUAAUCUUUAGGGUUUUUGAUUCUCGCAUGCAAAACGAAGGAAACCCUUAUGUCUAAUGGCGGAUUCAUGCAGCAUGGGUAGACAGACAGUAGUAUAUACUGGCCGGGCUAGUGAGUUUGGGCUGGGUUUGAUUCUUUCUUUUGUUGAGAAGGUAUAAAGGACAAGGUCUUGGACUUUAUCUGUUUGGAUUUGGGAUUGUACAUUUAGAGAUUUCUCCCAAUCUGCGUCUAGCUACCUGCAAGCAAGCACAGUACAAAGAGGGUAUUAAUAAGGCCAAGAUACUCUCCCAUCUUUCAUUGCUGUGGUGUUGUUGUCAGUUACUGUUUCAACAAGAUACUGAAUAGCGCGAGACAAGAACACACGCAAAAAAAAAAAAAAGUUGCAGCACAAAUAAGCUAUCUUUAGCUUAUUGUCUCUUGGAUUUCUUUUUUGUUCAAAAGUUUAGGCUUUUUUGGUUCUAUCAAGAAUCAAACAUGGCAAAUCGCUGGUGGGCUGGAAAUGUUGCCAUGAGAGGUGUAGAUCCAGUAUCUUCAUCUCCAUCUCUUCACUUGGGAAAUCUUGAAGAAGACAGCACUCCUCCCGGUUUGAACCGGUUGGGUCCAAGAAGAGAACAGGAUUUCACUGAUACCAACACCAGUAGCCCUAAAACAACCACCACCGCCACACCUCCCAGUACUCAAAACCAGGAGGAACAUGAAGAUAGCAGAGACAACACCAACAACCAAGAAUCUGGCGACCACACUGCUCUCGAAACCAUUGAACCAGGCAGUGGUAGCACAUCUCGCAGGCCUAGAGGCCGACCUGCUGGUUCAAAGAACAAACCAAAACCUCCCAUUGUCAUCACCAAAGAAAGCCCUAAUUCUCUCCACAGCCAUGUCUUGGAAAUCAGCUCCGGCAGUGACAUCGUGGAGAGCAUUGCCACUUUCUCUCAUCGCCGCCAUCGAGGUGUUUCUAUCCUUAGCGGAAGUGGUAUUGUGAACAAUGUUACUCUCAGGCAGCCUGCAGCUCCUGGUGGGGUUAUCACUCUUCAUGGAAGAUUCGAGAUUUUGUCACUGUCGGGUUCGUUUCUCCCUGCCCCAUCGCCUCCAGGAGCAACGGGGCUGACUGUUUAUUUGGCAGGUGGACAAGGACAGGUGGUGGGAGGUACUGUGAUGGGGGAGCUGAUAGCAGCAGGGCCGGUGAUGGUGAUUGCAGCAACGUUCAGUAAUGCGACUUAUGAAAGGUUGCCACUCGAGGAGCAAGAGCAAGAAGGGAUGCAAUUGCAACAGCAAGUGAAUUCACCAGGGACUAAUAAUGGCAAUGCUGCUGCAGGUGGUGGUGCCAGUAGCGGUGGCGGUAAUAAUUCAGUGACUCAAUCUUCUCAGGGUUUAGGUGAGCAUGUUUCAAUCCCUGGGUACAAUUUGCCUCCUAAUUUGUUACCUAAUGGACAAGUGCCACAUGAUAUGUUUUGGUGUCCCCCUCCCCGCCCUCCCCCCUCUUACUAAGAAUGUGCUUGAGAGAAAGAGAAGAGUUGUUAGUUUGGAUUAGCUGACUCAUGUGCAAAAAUACUUUAGACAGUUUCAUGCAAGCACAGCGAAGAAGGUAGGACAUUUUGGAUUAGUUUUUGUGUAAACUAGCUGGCUCUAAUCGUCAGGUUUUGCGAUGUUGUUGAAACGCGUUAAUGUAAUGAUCUGUUUGCUUUUCUCUAAUCAUCCUUUUGUGGAAGAAUAUUGUAUUUUUUGAUGAUGUAGGAAGAGAAGAAAUAUACCAGUCAGGAACUGGGAUUGGUGCUAAUUAAUGGAAAUUUGUGGAUGAGAUCUUGGAACC